This is a messenger RNA of Purpureocillium takamizusanense, 576 nucleotides long. RefSeq lists its product as uncharacterized. Bases 1 to 576 code for a protein of 191 amino acids. The transcript has a single exon. The record is from RefSeq and is a predicted model, not a curated record. Lineage: Eukaryota; Fungi; Ascomycota; Sordariomycetes; Hypocreales; Ophiocordycipitaceae.
AUGUCUCAGAAGGUCACCUCCAAGAACCUGUCCUACAACUCGUCCCUGCCCCCAUUCCUCGCCGCCCUCCGCGCCCAGGCCGGCGGUGGCGGCGGCGGCGGGCCGGGACCGGACCCCAUCCUCGCGAACCAGCGGCGCUCCGCCAAGAAGCGCUCGAGCAGCGAGGAGGCCGAGGACGCGCCCCUCAUCGUCGACGAGCAUGGCAACGCCAUGAACGUCGUGGUGGGCAAGGACGGCGAGGUCAGGGAGCGUGAUGCGGCGGACCCCGCUGCCGACGAUGACAAUGACGACGGGGACGCUUGCAACGACGGCGCAUCCAAGGGCGCCGACUCCGAGCGCGCGGCUGGCAAGGCCGGAAAGCAGGACGGGGACGCCAAGUUUGCGUUUGGCGGACGGAAGCGCAAGGUGGGCAAGGUGGUUGGCGACAGCAAGGCCGACGACGAGGAUGAGCCGCCGGUCAAAGAUACGCGGCGGGCGGAUAGCAAGGACGGCAGAGAGCCCGAGAGGACGGCUGAGAAGAAGGCCAAGAAGAAGGUCAAGAAGAUCAAGCUUAGCUUCGACGAGGACGAAGGAUGA